UUAAUAUGCAAAAACAGCUUUAUUACAAAAAAAAAAAAAAAAAAAAAAUCUGCAGUUGAAGUAGCUUUCCUUCUAAGUUGGGAUAUUCAUGGCUGGUCAGCCAAUGAAUCGCCGGAAAGAAGUAGGUUGUAGCAGCAAUACCAUGCAGGAGUCAGGUUCUCUAUCUCAUUUCUUCAAGAUUAUAUGUUCUGCCACCCUUGAAGACCAAAAACUGAAAAUCCCAGCAAAGUUUGUGAAGAAAUUUGGCGAUGAAUUGUCUGAAUUUACUACCAUCACUGUUCCCAAUGGUCGCACUUGGCAACUGGGUUUGAACAAAGCUGAGAGAAAAAUUUCGAUUGUUGAUGGUUGGCAAGAAUUUGUGAAAUAUCAUUCUAUAGAUUCUGGCUACUUUUUAUUAUUUAGGUACCAAGGAUUUUCGAAAUUCAAUGUCUUCAUAUUUGAUAAGACUGCUACUGAGAUUGAUUACCCAUGCAAUGGUAUAAGCAAUGCCAAGCAAUGUUCAGAAGAUGUUGAGGAAGAAGUUACAGAUGAUGAAACUUCAGAGCAAUAUGCAGAUCAACCAGCUGGUAGUAGAAAAAGGAAGAAGCUUGACAGAAGUGCCACUACUCUGAAGUGCAAAGGAACUAAAAGGAGCGAAAAUUGUGAAUUUGAAGAGCAGGCAGAUCGAGUAGGAUUAGGUUAUGCAAAUAGAUCCAUGAGAGGCAAAGUGAAGAUUGAAAACAGAACUCAUCGCUCACACGAUUUGUCAGCGAAACAUGAAGAUGAAGAUGAACUAAUGUUCAUUACCAAAUCUUUAUAUGGUUCUAAAAGAAAGCCUUUGAUGUCCAGGGAAACUGAGAGGGCAUUCCAUGCUGCCAAAACUUGCGAGCGUACACAUCCUUGUUUCUUGGUUAUCUUGAGCAAAGCUAAUAUAGAGAGAAGUUAUGCAGAUGUGCCUAGUGAAUUUGUGGUGAAAUACAUGCAGAGUUGUUCUGAUUUCAUACAAGUUGAGGCACUUAAUGGAAAGCAGUGGCAAAUGAGAUGCACAUUCAGAUACAGUAUAAACUCGGCUAAGAGAAUGAACCAUGGAUGGUCUGCAUUUAAGAAUGACAACAAUUUGAAAGAAGGUGAUGUGUGUGUCUUUGAGCUUAUCAAGCAAAAUGGUGUUUUGCUGAGGGCUUCAGUAUACCAUGCUGCUGAAUAUGCAGACCCAGUAAAGAAACGCUUGAAGAAGCAAGUUUAAACUUGUUGUAUUGUAAGCUUUUGAAACUUGAAGUUGGAGAUGUUCUAUAUGUGCAAAGGAUUAACAACAAACAAAGCCAGAUAGGCUUACUAUCUUUUUGGGUAUCUUUGUUCACUUAUAUGGCCAACCUAAAGGGAUCUUGGAUACUCUAAGAAAGUCGUUAAUCUUGAUUUUUGGGUAUCUUUGUUCACUUAUAUGGCCAACCUAAAGGGAUCUUGGCAUACACUAAGAUAGUCGUUAAUCUUGAUGGGUUUAGGUUUUGAUCUGAAAAUUUGAUUGUUUAUACAUGCAAAUAUAAUUAUUGCAUAUAUGCUUUUAAGGACUUCCAGUUCAUGGAAAGCAGAACAAUGGCUUGUAAUUGGGAAACUCUGUUUUGAGAAAAGGGCUUUUGAUAGCCCACUUACUGUUCUCAAAAGAUGACGGAGCCCAGUCAAACAGAAA
Messenger RNA from Ziziphus jujuba (common jujube), 1663 nucleotides. Its product is annotated as B3 domain-containing transcription factor VRN1. Lineage: Eukaryota; Viridiplantae; Streptophyta; Magnoliopsida; Rosales; Rhamnaceae. The coding region runs from base 89 to 1222 and encodes 377 amino acids. Gene Ontology annotation, molecular function: DNA binding. The transcript has 3 exons. The record is from RefSeq and is a predicted model, not a curated record.